Lottia gigantea (owl limpet) is the source of this 1566-nucleotide messenger RNA. RefSeq lists its product as hypothetical. Bases 1 to 1200 code for a protein of 399 amino acids. Lineage: Eukaryota; Metazoa; Mollusca; Gastropoda; Lottiidae. The transcript has a single exon. The record is from RefSeq and is a predicted model, not a curated record.
AUGGAGACCAACUCAAGAAGAAAGAGAUUUUCUACUAAUAAUAGCCUUUCUUCCAACAUUGACAGUCAAACUAAAAUGGUGGGGAACACGGAUAAAGAGAAUUCUGCACCGAUUGUUCCACCAUUGGACUUCAAUCAGCCAAAAACCUCGGCUCACAUGCCGUUUGUGUAUUUUGUGGUCGCUGAAAACAAACCCCCAGUUCAAGUCAGCAUGUUGGAAGGAACCGGACAAUCUUGUGAGCACGCUAUCAAGGCCAGAAAACAUUUUCUCAACGAAAAGAAAAGACGGUUAAAAUAUCUAGAAGAAACCAAAAAAAGAAUUCAGGAACAGAAUUUGAUGGUUGGUUUGUGUUUGGGACCAGUAAAAGACGAAGAGGGUACUUCUAUAGGCCUAUCAUCAACUUCCGGUACUAAGGACUUGUAUCCCAUGUAUAAACUUUCAGAACAGCCUUAUAAAUUUAAACCGGAGGUGAGGAAACAGACCAGAUUCUCAGGAAUAAAAGACCACGAAGGAUUUCAGGAUCCGGAUGUGGUGACGCCAGUGGAAAGUGUCAAAAAAGCGAACAGUAUUAUAAAUCUAGAACUGUCUUUAAAAGAAGGAAAAAACAAACCAAUUCGGAUUCCCUCCGCCACUGAUUUCCCUUCCGAGCGAGAUCAACCGAAAAGAGUCCAAUUUUCGGAAUGUUCCUUCUAUCACGACAACGAAUUUCCUAGACGAGGAUCUUCGAAAGCCUCCAGAUUAUCAAAACGAAGCAGAAGCGUCAAUUCAUUACAUGACGAUUCAUUCGGGAUCAGAAGUCCAGAAAAGCAGUCCGAAGUUUCUGGCAGUUGUCAGACAACAUCUCGAUCUCACCAUGGAAACAGACACGAGCUGCCACUUCCUAAAAUAGAUCUAAUGAAUGACAUGUACGAUGACGUCAUCAUUAAAGCCAUCGACUCGUAUAUGACGUCAAGAAAUGUUUCUGCCAAACGAAGACCGGAAAUGGAGAGACGGUUGAUUUCUCGACUGGCAAUGUCCAGAAGGUACCAAAUGGAAGUUGAUGCUAAGAUUAGGGAACAUUCUGCCACAACACGGAGUCGAAUGUCUUUUGUCGACCAAGAGAUCGCAGACGAGCAAGAGAUUGUGCCGUACAGACACGUUCCUCUGAAACCAACAGCUUUCCACAUGGUGGCCCCUGGAACCCAGAUUGGGCUACGAUAAAGAAAUUUCGCGUUCACGUGGGUCAUCAAGACCACAAAUCAAACUGUUGAUGCGUCCUUUGAUCAACUUUUGUUUAGUCUUUUCCCGCCUAUUUGCCAGUGACAUUUGACUUUGAUUAUGUUAGGUUAGGACACAAUUGAUAGGACGUCAAUUUCCGAUAUCCAUAUAUUUACAUCUUGGUAUUAAGAGUCAGGUAUCGAACUAAACCAGUCGAUCUGUAAAUGAUAAUAGGCCUGUAGGAGUAGGGUGUGAAUUAUUUUAAUAUCACAUCUAAGUACAUACAUCAUACCCUACUUCGUUUCGUUUUCGUACCUUUUUCAGAAGAGUAAACCCAUCAUAAACAGAAGGAAAUAAAACAUUUUGAAA